Sordaria macrospora k-hell is the source of this 522-nucleotide messenger RNA. RefSeq lists its product as uncharacterized. NCBI's taxonomy places the organism in Eukaryota, Fungi, Ascomycota, Sordariomycetes, Sordariales, Sordariaceae. The record is from RefSeq and is a predicted model, not a curated record.
AUGCAUCUCCCACUGCCUUCACCCACCUUAGCCCUCAUCCUCGCCACCCUCAUCCCCACCAUCUCCGCCGCCGACAUCGCCAACACGAACCCCAACCAAAAACCCAUGAUCGACAGCUUCCGCAAAUCCUGCGUCAACUGGCAAGUCGACCCCAAAGCCUGCGCCCUCACUGGCUUCUGCAAGCUCACUGACGACUCCAAGGAGGCAUCCCACCCAAAACUGCACGGGUGGCACGAGACGAGCUUGGAUCUGAACCAGUGUAUCUGGUUCGAUGCCAAGGAGAGCAGGCUGAAGUGGUUUGAGGAGAAGGAUGGGCAGGUGGAGGACUUGUCCGGCACGGCCAACUUUUGCCGCGACUUUUGCGAUUGUUGGCUUCAAGGAGGAGGUGUGUCCGGAGAUAUGCUGGCUUGUAUUUGUGACUCCGGGGAGCAUAGGAGGGAUACGUGGGCUUCGGUGAAUUUGACGGAACGGAUUGCUAACGGAGGAGGGCAUUUUGAGUGUUUUGGAAGGAAGGGAAACUGA